Molecule: messenger RNA, 1011 nt
Organism: Ylistrum balloti
Lineage: Eukaryota; Metazoa; Mollusca; Bivalvia; Pectinida; Pectinidae
Product: inactive C-alpha-formylglycine-generating enzyme 2-like
Exons: 8
Coding region: 1-1011 (336 amino acids)
Cellular component (GO): endoplasmic reticulum
Source: RefSeq, a predicted model, not a curated record
AUGGACCGACUAAGAUGGAGGAAUAUGUGUUUAAAUACAGUUAUGUUUUUAGUCGUUUUAUAUCUACCAUCAAAGUCCAGAUCACAUCUAAUUACCGGAAUAGACGAAAUGAUAGACGCCUACGAACACCUUAAUCUUGUGCGGACAAUAAAAGGUGGCAAAUUUAAGAUGGGGAUCAAUGAUCCACGCUCGGACAGCGGAGAAUAUCCUCCUUACAACAUUGCUGUAGGAUCAUUCAUCAUCGACCGCUUUCCUGUCACAAACGCCAGGUUUUGGAAAUUUCGCCAAAAGAGAACCCGGCAUUUUACUGGAAGUGAAAUCCGAGGGUGGAGUUGGGUGUUUCGAGAUUUUGUCAGUAACGAGACUUUGGGCAAAAGCACUCCUUCAAGAGAUCCCUGGUGGGUGGCUGUCCAUGGUGCCACUUGGCGGAAGCCAGAAGGUCCAGAUUCCACGAUCAAACACAUACUAGAUCGCCCUGUAGUGCAUGUCAACCUCAAUGAUGCAGCAACUUUUUGUCACAACGAGGGCAAACGGCUGCCGACUGAACAGGAAUGGGAGUAUGCUGCUAGGGGCGGAAAGGAUGGUUUGACUUUCCCUUGGGGAGAGGCGUACAAGAGGAACAGAGCCAACAUAUGGCAGGGACCUUUUCCGCACAGCAACGAACACAGAGACGGCUGGAAAGGGCUUUCUCCGGUCGAUGCAUUUGGACCCCAGAAUGACUACGGUAUGCAUGAUGUACUGGGUAACGUGUGGGAAUGGACCACAACGAGAUACUACGAGAGGUUGAUCGACCGUAGACUGCAGGAAGAGAUGUACGUCGUUAAAGGUGGUUCCUACAUCGAUACAUUUGAUGGGCAGUACAAUCAUGCGAUCCGAACAGCACAAAGGAUGGGUCUAAAUCCUGAGUACACAGCUCACAAUGUUGGAUUCCGAUGUGUGCUGCCAAUACCAGACGAAAAAUUUAAAGAGAAAUCGUUACGAAAAAUGCGAAGAACACAUGACGAACUGUGA